UUGAGAUAAAGAAAUGUGAUUGAUGUAGGCCUAUAGAAUUAGAAGGAAGUGUUACAAUUAUAUGGGGCAACGUGGGCAUUAUGAGUAGGUGGCGGUCUCUCACAACUGUGUUUUGGGUUCAUUUAAAUGUGUCUUCUGCGCGCGCCACACGUGCGUAAACAUCAUGCAAAUCCCGUUCCACCUACUCCCUCGACGAGAAGAACACACCUCGCUCGUCCAGUUUUAAGACAAAGACUGAUUUGUCCUUCGUGGGAUCUACUUUGUACAGACGACAAACUACGACAAUUGGAUUGGAAUGGACAAGAAAAGUGAAAUACAUUCGACGAAAUGGACACAGGACACACUGUAAAAACAACUAGUUGGAGUAAAAAAGAGGAAGAACUUGUGACGACGAGUAUGCUCUCCAGUAACAGCUGCCCUGUGUGUGUAAAGCCUGCAAGAGAAUACUCCGGUCGAUGUGCAUGGUUCCCGUAGCCCAAAAAGUCAUCUGAGGUAAAUGCACCCCUGCCUGCCCGUGGAGCUGCGAUUGAAACGGAAAAGACAAAGCGUGGUGUCCAUGCUUAGCGAGUGCAAUUUAAAGCAAUAAGAUCAGCAUCUAAUGGGAGUCGGUGCUGAGCGCAAACCUGCAUCCCGUCCCUUUAAAAACCGAGUUUUAUCGGAAGGGAGGGGGAGUGGGUCAUUGAGUUCAUUCUGCGCUUCAUAGAAGCAGCGCCCUCUAAAGAGACCCAGUAUUGGAUGAAUUUUCUCUGGCUUCUUUCAUCCGCCUUGCAGGGAUAAUUGUCAGUUCAUUGCAAACGGGAAAAAAUAACCAAAGCUAAAUUACUAUGCUUGAGAUUCGGUGUGAAGUCCAGGACUGCGCUUGACCUUUAUUUCAGGACAGUGGCUUUGAUCAGCUGAUGCCUCUGGUAGCCGGGUAGUAGCUGCCAUUUUCAGGUCAAUCGAGGUAUCUUUCAAACUUGUCGCGAAGCUUAAGAUGGCAAGCUGAAUAAUUGAAUGUGCACCGAAUCGACAGCUCGAUACUGGAUGGAAAUGGGGAGGAAUACGUCUCGUCUUCUGCUCGCUGGUGGUAUAAUUUGAGUUACAAUGGCUGAUACGAGAGGGAUGGAAAGGGGCAGACUACGGAUUACAUCAGAUUCCUCUCCUCGAGGCGCAUAUCCACCACAGCAGUACAUUCACCCUGGCAGUCAGCAGCAGGGCAUAGACAUUCAAGAGCUUGCCUCAAAGCGAGUCGACAUUCAGAAGAAGCGCUUUUAUUUGGAUGUGAAGCAGAGCGCACGGGGGCGAUUCCUCAAAAUUGCCGAGGUCUGGAUUGGGAGAGGUAGACAUGAUAACAUCCGAAAGAGCAAACUGACGCUCUCCAUGUCCAUGGCACCCGACCUGAGGUACUGCCUUGGAGACUUCAUAGAUUAUUACGCGCACAUUGGGCUGCGCGGUGGCCAGGUGCCACGACCAGAGGAGCAGAGCAACGGGCAGAGCCGUGCACAUGAUCCCCGGAGAAGGCAGCAGGAUCACCCACUGCCAUUGUCUCCCACUGGCUCAGCAGCGUCCACCGAGGAGCACACGCACCGCGUUCUGAAAAGUGAAUUAAUUGAGCGAGAGAACCGCAAGUACUAUCUGGACCUGAAGGAGAACCAACGGGGCCGGUUUCUGCGCAUCCGUCAGAUUGUCAGCAGAGGCCAUGGCACCAUGGGAUACUACGGGCAAGGGAUGGAACAGACUAUAGUUCUGCCAGCGCAAGGGCUCAUCGAGUUCAGAGAUGCCCUCUCUCAGCUGAUAGAGGACUACGGCGACGAGGAGACGGAUGAGCGUAGCAGGGUUGCCAGGAACCACGAAGAGUCCCCCGAGCUUCCAGAGGCGGCAUCUUUCCGGGUUGACAACAAGCGCUUCUAUUUCGACGUCGGCUCCAACAGGUACGGGGUGUUUCUAAAGAUCAGCGAGGUCCGACAGCCAUACCGUAACACCAUCACCGUGCCGUUGAAAGCCUGGGCCAGGUUUGGAGAGAACUUCAUUAGGUACGAGGAGGAGAUGCGGCGGAUUUUCACGUGUCACAAAGAGAAGAGGACUGAAGCUCACGCGGACAGUGAAGAACAAGAGGAUUGAGUCGACGGAGGUCGCUGACAUCACACAUUAACCUCUAGUUUAUACAAUAUCUCUUUUCACAUGAUUUACCUCUCAAUCUGUACUGUAUAAAACUGUUAUUUUAGACUUAUUUUAGCCUGUAGGUCAGUUUAAAGUGUAUCUGAAUGAGCAAGCCCCCACAGGGUAAACCUCCCAGACUUAAAAUGACCCAGACCAUGAUGCAGGGAUCUGGGCACACAUUGGAGCAGAGAAUAUUUCACACAGUGGGUAACAUUACCUCAGAAAAGAAACGAAGAAAAUGCCCCCAUGCAGUCACAUUGAUUAGGCCUAGCUAUUAAAAUAACAUAUAGGCACUGAUGGUGUCAGGGCAAACGUGUAUUAUUCUGCAACCAUCACUAGUAGCAGUGAUAUGGAUACACAGAGUGCCAAGGUUGGCGUUAUAAAACUGGGAUAGACUGCCCCAUGCGGAUGCUCGUGCAUCAUGCCAACCAAGCCAACAAGUUCAACUUAGGUCACAGCAGGCAGGCGGGCACCCAGCCCUUGCGAUAUAUAGCAAAUAGGAGAAUGACACAGUAAUAAUGAGCAGAUGUCGAUGUAAAGAGGAAGGUUGGUUGGUCAGUGGUGAAAUCUAUAUGCCUUUUGUCACUCUGCUGCUAUUUCAAACGAUAGAGACCUGCAGGCCAGAGGUAGUUUAUGGGGGGUUAGAAACAGGCUGGCACACCAUACGUAAGUAUGUGAACACUACUGAUGAGAUGAACAUAGUCUGUCUUUUAUAGCCUUAAAAAUCUGCUUUUGGUGGCAUGACGUGCGUCUCCCUCGACUAAACAUCGCAAAGCCUUCUUCUUAUACUAUACAAUUUGGUGACUUGAAAAAGCAAUGUGAUUUCUUUUGUUUGCCCCUUAAAAAGCCAUGACAAUUUAUUUGGCUGUGGAAACUGUCUAAAUGUACAGGACGGCUGUUUGGUUUGGUGGUCGGUUUGGGAUGGGUGGGCUUGAAGGGUUGGGGAGGGUGAGGGUGAGGGUGGGGUUAAAACAUAGUUGGCAAACUCAUGUGCAAUGUUUGAGAUGGGGGAAUAUUUGCCCAUUCUCUCAAUUUAGCUGAAAAGCCAAUGACUGAAAAAACAAAUACUCACAACAUUUAACCUACCUGUCUGUUUAAAAUCAUGCCAAAGCAUGAUCCAUACACAUGCAGUUUAAUUUAAGCAACACCAAAUUGCUGAUCUGUAGUAAACUAUUAACCUUUUUCAAGGUUGCUGUGACAUACUUUUGUUGCAUAAGAUCGUAGGCCCUCAUAUUUUAAUUUUUAUACUCUCCCAAAAAGCAAAUGUUCUCCCAUGUAACAGCAUCAUGACACCAUCGAGGCAACAGCGACACAAAGCCUUCCCACCAGGUUACUGGUAUGUUAGUGGGGCACCACAUGCAACGCAAGGGGGAUUUACAGUGCUUAAACCAAUCCUGGAGGGCAUUAUACAAUUACUCUGAUUGAGAAGGUUUGUGUGGGCUGAUUUGUCCACAAGGUUUUGGGAGUGACAGUUGUUCUGUUCCCUACUACAGUAUGUCGUCCAACGAUCACAUUUUUCGCCCGAUCUUAUUCAUUUUAUUUUUUUAUUUUUUUUAAGUGACGAAACCCAAUGACUGCAAGGCCCCGUAGUUUUAUGAAUUUCAAAAGAAUGCUCGUUU
Messenger RNA from Engraulis encrasicolus (European anchovy), 3758 nucleotides. It is a transcript of the gene purg, whose product is annotated as purine-rich element binding protein G. The record is from RefSeq and is a predicted model, not a curated record. The transcript has 2 exons. Gene Ontology annotation, cellular component: nucleus. NCBI's taxonomy places the organism in Eukaryota, Metazoa, Chordata, Actinopteri, Clupeiformes, Engraulidae. Gene Ontology annotation, molecular function: purine-rich negative regulatory element binding; DNA-binding transcription factor activity, RNA polymerase II-specific; RNA polymerase II transcription regulatory region sequence-specific DNA binding. The coding region runs from base 1084 to 2100 and encodes 338 amino acids. Gene Ontology annotation, biological process: regulation of transcription by RNA polymerase II.